Messenger RNA from Aspergillus terreus NIH2624, 1299 nucleotides. RefSeq names its product putative zinc metallopeptidase. Gene Ontology annotation, molecular function: hydrolase activity. NCBI's taxonomy places the organism in Eukaryota, Fungi, Ascomycota, Eurotiomycetes, Eurotiales, Aspergillaceae. The record is from RefSeq and is a predicted model, not a curated record. The transcript is spliced from 2 exons. Bases 1 to 1299 code for a protein of 432 amino acids.
AUGCAGAUCCCAGCAAUCUCGGGAAUAACCUCCAACGCAGCACAAGACUCGAGCUUCCAGGCGCUCCUGGACCAGCACCGCCCCGAUCUGAAACCGUACGAAGACCUCUAUCGUCAUCUUCACGCCCACCCCGAACUCUCUGGCCAGGAAGAAGAGACAGCCGCGACCGUCGCACGGCACCUCAAGGACCUCGGAUUCGAGGUUCAUACGCAUAUUGGAGGCUACGGUGUAGCCGGUGUUCUACGCAAUGGAGAUGGCCCGACGGUGCUCCUGAGAGCUGAUAUGGACGCGCUGCCGGUCGAGGAGAAAACCGGGCUCCCCUACGCCAGCAAAAAGACGGUCAAGGACAAGGGUGGCGCCUCCAUCCCUGUCAUGCAUGCAUGCGGUCACGACACCCACGUCGUCAGUCUCAUGGCCUCGUCUCAAUUCCUAAACGCUACCCGCGACCAGUGGUCCGGUACGCUCAUCUGCAUCUUCCAGCCCGCGGAGGAGCAGCUAAGCGGCGCGAGAGCCAUGAUCGAGGACGGCUUGUACGAGAAGAUCCCCAAGCCGGACGUGGUGCUGGCCCAGCACGUCAUGCGCAUGCGGACGGGGACCGUCAGCAUCCGCUCCGGCCGCCUGCUUACGGCGGCGGAUGCCUUCGAUGUCCGCGUCUACGGACAGGGCGGACACGGCUCGGCGCCACAGACCACCGUCGAUCCGAUUGUGCUCGGUGCGUCGAUCGUGACCCGGCUGCAGACCGUCGUCAGUCGCGAGGUCAUGCCCGGCGAGAUGGCGGUCGUCAGCUGCGGCAGUAUCCACGCCGGUCACGCCUCGAACAUCAUCCCCGACUACCUGGACAUGCAGCUGAGUGUGCGGACGUACGAUGCGGCCACACGCGAACGCGUGGUGUCGUCCAUCAAGCGGAUUAUCGAGGCCGAGUGCCAUGCCUCGGGAUCCCCGCAGAAGCCAGACGUCAAAUGCACGUUCUCUACGCCCGCCACAAUCAAUGACGAGGUUACCGCUAAAGCCCUGCAGAAGACUUUCGGGGCGUACUUCGAGGACAACCUCGUCGAGAGCGAGCCGGCGUCUGCCAGCGAGGACUUUUCGCUUCUUGCGACGGCGGUUGGUGCGCCGUAUGUGAUGUGGACUUUUGGUGGAGUUGACCCCAAAACCUGGGAGGAUGCUGUCGCCAAUGGAACGGUCAACCAGCUGCCGAAUAACCACUCGCCGUUCUUUGCGCCGGUGAUGCAGCCGACGCUGUUGACAGCGGUGGAUGCGAUGUCGGUCGGUGCGCUGACCUUUCUCAAGCGGAAGUGA